Molecule: messenger RNA, 1683 nt
Organism: Triticum turgidum subsp. durum (durum wheat)
Lineage: Eukaryota; Viridiplantae; Streptophyta; Magnoliopsida; Poales; Poaceae
Source: the annotation of a GenBank genome assembly
AUGGCCAUUUCCCCCCUCGUCGUCAGCGGGGCCGCCGUCGCCACGCUCGCCGUCCUCGGCCUCGCCGUCUACGCCUGCCGCCGCUGGUGCCGGGGCGCGCCCCCCGCCGCGCCCCCGCCUGCCUCGUCCUCCCAGGACGACGAUAUCAACAGGCCUCUAAUAUCAGACAAGUUGGAUGACUACUCGGGCCCAAGCAAUAACCUUGGUAGCAAUAAUGCUGGUGAGUCUACAAUGUGGACAAAUAGGAGUACCACUUCACCAAGGACGCAUACUCAUCCCACUGAAUCUCAUCCUAUUGAAGGAGAAGUUCAUGUGAUUGAUGUUACAAAUGGUACACCGGAAGAGCUCCAUCUAGGAAGUACGCUGAAGCGUACAGCGGAAGCAAGUGUGCGAGCAUCUGAGGCGAAGCACACAAGAAGGGCUUCUGGAGAGAAUAAUAAUGGCGGCAUUCCUGUGAAGGAUAUUACAGUUGGAAGCCACCUAGCCUUGGAGGUCAUAGCUGGCCCAUCUCAUGGAAUAAACCGCUACCUGCAGUCAGGUAAUACGUCCAUGCUCCCAAUGACUCUUGGAAGGAUUCCUCAAAGCGAUUUGGUGUUAAAGGAUUCUGAGGUGUCAGGAAAGCAUGCACGGAUUGACUGGAAUCCAAAUACACUCAGAUGGGAACUUGUGGAUAUGGGCAGUUUGAAUGGAACCUUCUUGAAUUCCCAGGCAGUUACCCAUCCUGAUGUUGGUUCUAGGCGUUGGAGUGCGCCUGCCGAACUUGCUGAUGGUGAUAUUAUAACACUUGGGAGUUCAUCAAAAGUAUCUGUUCAAAUUUCACUACAAAAUCAACAAGUGCCAGUAGGAGUUGGUAUGGUAUCUGAUGCAAUGAUAACCCGUCGAACUGGAAAGAAACUUCCCAUGGAGGAUGUCAGCUGCUACCAGUAUCCUCUUACUGGUGCUCAACAGUUUGGGCUGUUUGCCAUUUUUGAUGGCCAUGGAGGGGAUGGGGCUGCAAAAGCUGCCAGCAGGAUUCUUCCAGAGAAUGUUGUGAAAAUUCUUUCUCAGAAGGAAACAAUAGAAAGAGUUCUCACAUGCAGCAAUGCUUCUGAUGUUCUUAAGUGUGCAUUUGACUUGACGGAAGCUGCACUCAAUCAUCAGUAUGAGGGUUGUACAGCAACUGUCCUUCUUAUUUGGUUUGAUCAGAACAAAGAUUGCUUUGCCCAGUGCGCUAAUCUCGGUGACUCGGCAUGUAUUAUGAAUGUCGACGGGAAACCAAUUGCGAUGACAGAGGAUCAUCGAGUAGUCAGUACCACAGAACGAGCGAGGAUAGCGAAAUUAGGGAAUCCCCUGAAAGAUGGCGAAAGCCGUAUAUGUGGACUGAAUCUUUGCAGGAUGCUUGGAGACAAGUUUCUCAAAGAGCAAGAUCCAAGGUUCAGUAAGGAACCAUAUGUGAGCCCAGUAGUUCAGAUCUCGAAAUCAUGCUCAGCUUUUGCACUUAUCGCUAGCGAUGGCUUAUGGGAUGUCAUUACCGCGAAAAAGGCAGCACAGCUUGUCCUCGAUUAUAAGGAGAGGAACAUGGGCCAAGAAAUCUCAGCGGACGGAGUAGCAGACCAUGUGCUUAGUGAAGCCAGGAAUCUGCGGACGAAGGACAACACAUCGGUGAUAUUUUUAGACUUCGACGCCAUGAGAAUGGGUCGCUGA